Lodderomyces margitis is the source of this 1740-nucleotide messenger RNA. It is a transcript of the gene INO2, whose product is annotated as Ino2p. Bases 1 to 1740 code for a protein of 579 amino acids. NCBI's taxonomy places the organism in Eukaryota, Fungi, Ascomycota, Pichiomycetes, Serinales, Debaryomycetaceae. The record is from RefSeq and is a predicted model, not a curated record. The transcript has a single exon.
AUGAAUCACCAACCUUCACUACAAGCCAACAAUAACUCACCUCUGACAAUGAUGAUGAUGAUGAACUCAGGUGGUGCUACUCAAUUAGAUUCCUCAUCAGAUGCCAAUGGAUUUGAUAACUUUUUGGAUAUAUUUUCUACUGAUAUGGAUUUUGAACAAGCUUAUUCGAUGUAUAAUACUUUGCAACAAAAGUCAGCCAUUGGGUCGUUUGAAGAAUUGAAUAAAGUUCAAAUGUUGAAUUCACAAUACACUACCAACUUGCCCACUCCUCCACCUCAGCAACAACAACAACAACAAUUUUCUGCGCAUAAUAGUGUGACUGGUUUACCACAGGAUGAAUUCGCUGAUUCUAGGCAACAAAUACUAAAUGGAGGACAUCAAUACAUUCAACAAGAUUCAGAACAACAACAGCAUCAACAACAAAACUCAGAGCAACAACAUCAACCUCAACAGCAAGAAGAAAAUGACGAUUUUGAUCAUUUCUUUACCAACACUGAAUCAAAUGCUCUAGAACGGUUUUUGGAUAGUUUGGCAAACCCAAAAGCAGCAGCUGAUCCAUUACAAUUUUACCAUAAUAGCCGAUCAGCAAGAAACAACAAUAAUAGUAAUAAUAAAAGCAAUAAUGAUGAAGGUAGUGGCAGCAUACCUAAGGCUAAUAAUGAUACGGGGUUUGAUUUUAACUUUGAGAUGCGUACAAUGAGUGUACCUUCUUUUAAUAAGCAAACCCAUAAACAAGUGGAAGAGCCACACCAGCUGGAGCUGCAACAACAACAGCACCAGCAAUUACAAAAUUAUCAUCUAAAUUCACACCUACAUCAACCACAGCCUUUUUAUCCAACCGAUUCUACCCUCCACCCAUCGUCAACAUCUCCAAAUACAGCCCAUUCAAAUGUCAUGCAAGCACAAUUUCAACCACAACCACAGCCACAGUAUCAAUACCAAUAUCAGAACCAACAACCACACCAACACCAGCAACAACAGUUGCAAGAUCACGUUGCUCUUAAAAAUGAGUUAGCUGAAGCUUUCUCAGUACCAGCUAAAUCGCCAUUCUCAUCACCUCCACUUGAAAAACAAGUAGAGGAAGCAAAACAAGCUGAAUCCAAAGCAUCAAAAAGAGCACAGGCUAAACAAACUAAGCAAACUAAACAAACUAAACAAACUAAACUGACGAAACAGCAAAAGAAUGAUGUCAAAUGUUCCCCUAACAAAGCUGAAAUCAAUAAACAACAAUCAUCAGCCACCACGUCGUCAGUAUCAUCAACAAAUUCACAACUAAUCACUCCACCAACUUCAGGCGACGAAAGUAAGAAAAGACAAGGCGUUGAAGAAGACGAAGAGGAGGAAGAGGAAGAGGAAUACGACUCCGAAGACGACACCUCCACCAUUAAUACUACUUCUACUUCAAGACUGGAUAAACCACUCCUCAAAAAACGUAGACGUUCAACCAACAAACCGCUUUUAUCAUUGGAACAAAAACGGUUAAACCACUCCCAUUCAGAGCAAAAACGUCGUCAAUUGUGUAAACAAGCUUACCAACGUUGUCUUGAACAAAUUAUUGAUUUGGAAGCAUUUGCCAGAUUACCUGAAUUGAAUGAAGCUGAUCGCAAGACUAAAAGAGCCAGGGUUAAUAAAGAAGGAUUGCCUAAUUUAUCUAAACAUGGAGCAUUGAUGAGGAUUAGCAAUGAGAUGAUGUUGAUCAGGCUGUUGAAUGAGGGGUUGAGGCAGUUGUUGGAGGGUUAA